CUCCCCUGCGUCCAUCCCUAUAAAUUUCGUUCGUGCCUGCACCCGGGCGCGACUUCCCUGGCCCCUUUCUCUCGGACCAAUGAACCUCGCCCGGGAGCGGUCCCAAAUAAAGCUUGCUUAAGUUCUCCUCCGUUUCUUGGUGCCUUUCCUUACAUUUGGUGCCGAAACCCGGGAGGGGUACCCAGCCCCACAAAUUACCGCGGGGCCACCCCUCACCCCCCCUAGGGGACGACCGGGGACCCACCCGAUCCGGCAGAAGCGGGCCCUGCCCUGGCUGCGGGCUAACAGGCCAUUGGAAGAGUGACUGCCCUACGGCUGGCCCUCCCUCAGCGCCUCAACGCGGAGGGCGAACCGACCCAACGGCCCUACCUCUCGAACUCCUGGGAUUGGCUGACGACUGACAACACCCGGACUCGAAGACCCCCAACACCCUCGCCGAGCCCAGAGUAACGCUACAGGUAGCGGGUUGGAUCGAGGCCUUCCCAACGGCCCGAGAAACGGCAGAUACGGUCGCCACCAUUCUUCUCCAACAUAUCGUCCCCCGGUUUGGCCUGCCUAUCUCCAUCCAGUCAGACAACGGACCCACCUUCGUCUCUCAGGUGGUUCAGCAGGUAUCCGAGGCUCUUCAGAUCACCUGGAGACCCAUAUCCCUUACCACCCCCAGUCAUCUGGUAAGGUUGAAUGUGCCAACGGGAUCUUGAAGGACCACCUCACCAAGCUGUCCCUUGAGGUCCGUAUCUCGUGGCCCGAUUUGCUCCCUCUUGCCCUUACCCGAAUCUGAGCCUCACCUCGGACCCCUACUGGUCUCAGUCCAUUCGAACUGCUCUAUGGCCGCCCUUUUCUCCUCCAUAACCUACCAACCCAAAACCCACCCCUAGCUUCCUACUUCCCCUACCUGUCUCUGCUCCGCCACCUUCUCCGUGAACACGCUGACCGCAACCUGCCGACGGUCACUGCCUCUGAAACUUCCCCUCUCCCUCUACAACCUGGCAAUAGCAUCCUCCUCAAAGAAUUACACCCCCAAUCUCUCAAGCCACGGUGGACAGGCCCCCAUACGGUGAUCCUCACCACUCUUACGGCAGCCAAACUCUUGGGACACCCCUCCUGGUACCAUGUCUCCCGCCUUAAAAUGGCCCCAACUCCAGAGACUUGGAUGGCCCAACCGCUGGGUCCCACGAGACUACGGCUUGUCCGUCACCCUGUCUCUCCUCCUGCUGCUCCUCCUGCCACCCAGGACUCACCAGAUGUCCCUAUGGCGCUUCCAUGUCCAUGGGACAUGGCAAGCUAAAGGUCGGACCCACGCUCGAGUCUUGGGCACAGGGGACUGCCAACCAGAUGGGUGCCAGGCCCUGGUGACAGUCCAGAUCCCCAUCUCUAACACAGAAGGUGUUCCCCUGGGUCGGUCCACCCCCGCUGUCUGCUUCACUUACGAUCAGACCAGAGACUACUGUCAAUGGUGGGAUGAAACCUAUGGGGGGUGCCCCUAUCACUCAUGUAACAUCCAUGUGGCAAAACUAGAUACCAGGAGCUCGCUCCGACAAUCCCACCUGCUCACCACAAAUGGCAAGGGUCAAUUAUUCAUCAACAUCAAAGAUCCCUGGGACACAAGAUGGGUAAAAGGGGUACAAGGAAAACUCUACCGGUGGGCAACUGAUGCCUACCCUGUGGGCUCUAUCAGGGUCUUCCGCUCAUACGUCAGAGUGAUCCCUGAAAUUAUCCAGCACUUGAGCGAACAGGCCACCAUGGUCCAGGAGACGGAACAGGCCCUAGAACGCCAAUUACCCCACCCUGACCAUAAGACAGACCCUUUUUCUUGGUUGGCCCUCAUCCGCCAAGGGGUGCAAAUGCUUAAUCACACCGGAAUAGGCAACAUCUCUGACUGCUUUCUAUGUGCCUCACUUGGCCGACCACCAUUAACUGCUGUCCCACUCGACCAGCCCUUCACCUCUACCCUCCUUAAUUCCUCCCAGAACUUACCUUUUCCCCCUUUAAGAGUCCCCAUAUUCCUUGAUUUAGAAAAAAAGAACCUCACAAUUUGCUAUGGCAGCCGACCAAACUUAACUAAUGAUGCACUCCCUUGCAACUCAUCCCUCCCUGUAACUACGCCAAUGGGGGCCCCACCAGGUCUGUUCUUUUGGUGUAAUGGCUCCCUUACAAAAGAGAUCAACUCUUCCUCCCCCUUUCCAUGUAUCCCCGUCACCCUUGUUCCACAGCUCACAUUAUAUGGCGAAGCCGAAUUUCUCUCACUUACCACACAACUCUUCGGCCGACAGAAAAGGGCCAUCUUUCUCCCUAUGGUAGCAGGCAUUUCCCUCGCCUCCUCCCUCGUUGCUGCAGGCAUCGGGGGAGGAGCCCUGACACACAGUGUCUCAACAUCCCGCAAACUAGAACAGAAACUCCAGCUAGCCAUUGAGGCCUCUGCCGCCUCCAUCACCUCCCUCCAGCGCCAGAUCGCCUCAGUAGCCCGAGUUGCCUUCCAAAACCGACGCGCCCUGGACCUUCUGACAGCCGACAAAGGAGGUACCUGCCUCUUCCUACAAGAAGAAUGCUGCUACUAUAUCAACGAGAUAGGGGUCGUUGAGGACAAUGUGGAUGCUCUCCGAUGCUUAAAAGAAGAACUCCAACGCAGGCAGCGACAAUCCACCUCCCCCAUCCCAGACUGGUGGCGGUCCUGGCUGACACCAAUCCUAGGCCCCUUAAUCCUUACCUGCAUCCUAUUCAUGCUUGUCCCCUGUUUCCUCAGGUUUCUCCGCAAUCGCAUACAAGAAGUAUCUCGGGCGGCGGUGAAUCAGAUGCUACUCCACCCAUAUACCUUACUACCCACAGAACCCCCCGCUGCCGCCCUCCCCUAAUCUCCGGACUGUUGGCCGCCCGACUCCCCUCCGGCGCCCCCAUACAGCAGGAAGUAGCCAGAGAACAAACGUCGCCCCAUUACACCAAAGAAGUCGGGAUGUAAGGCCAGCAGGUCCGGGGAAGGGACCAGGGAGCCAGACGGAACCCCCACCAAGGUGGUUGAUGCAGCCGACCCACAAGUGGCAUCAGCCCGGGACUUUCCACCUGCCCAGGAAACAGACCCGGGACUUUCCACUUGGCCCCGGCUUUCGCGCUCCCCGAGGGGCGAAACCAAUGGCUCUACGGCUUUCCUACUCCCCUAUUUCCCGCUCCCCGAGGGGCGGAACCAAAGGCUCUAAGGCUGAUGCAACCGGCACCCGACACUGCCACAACACCCGAGAGAUUACCAAAACAGGGGCUGCUUCACACAGCAAGCACCUCCCCUGCGUCCACCCCUAUAAAUUUCGUUCGUGCCUGCACCCGGGUGCGACUUCCUGGCCCCUUUCUCUGGGACCAGUGAACCUCGCCUGGGAGCGUUCCCAAAUAAAGCUUGCUUAA
Delphinapterus leucas (beluga whale) is the source of this 3390-nucleotide messenger RNA. The record is from RefSeq and is a predicted model, not a curated record. Lineage: Eukaryota; Metazoa; Chordata; Mammalia; Artiodactyla; Monodontidae.